Molecule: messenger RNA, 709 nt
Organism: Colias croceus (clouded yellow)
Lineage: Eukaryota; Metazoa; Arthropoda; Insecta; Lepidoptera; Pieridae
Product: selenoprotein F
Exons: 2
Coding region: 171-680 (169 amino acids)
Cellular component (GO): endoplasmic reticulum lumen
Molecular function (GO): oxidoreductase activity
Source: RefSeq, a predicted model, not a curated record
AGCAAUAAUGUAUCUGUAUUUGUCAUCUGUCACUGUCACAAAUGUUGGUCGUGGUUUUGCUUGAUUGAUGAUUCUGAUUAGUGAUUGAUCAUUGAUGUCUGAUUCGUGAAUGUAAAUUAUUGUUACCGUGUGAUUAUUUUUACUAAACUUUUUAGUUCUAAAUUAUAAAAAUGAUACCGAGUGCUUUUAAAUAUUUUAUAUUCACAGCCACUGUGUUAUGUAUAGUUCAAAGUGGAAUUGCAGAGUUUUCUACUGAAGAUUGUGCAUCACUUGGUUUUAUUAAAUCAAAUCUUUUAUGUUCAUCUUGUGAUCAGUUAAAAGAUUUUAGCUUAGAGCAAUUAGUAGAACACUGCAAGCAAUGUUGUCACAAUGACGAAUCUGCACCGAAGGAAAAGAAAUACGCACGAGCUAUUCUCGAGGUGUGUACAUGUAAAUUCCCGGCUUAUCCACAAAUUCAAGCAUUCGUAAAAAGUGACAGACCAGCGAAGUUCCCUAACCUUCAAAUAAAAUAUGUACGAGGGCUGGAUCCAAUUAUUAAACUGCUUGAUAAAGAUGGUAUUGUUAAGGACACAGUUGCAAUUGAAAAGUGGAACACUGACUCCGUUGAAGAAUUCCUAAAUACCCAUUUAGUCAAAGAAGAAGAUGAGGAUAAGGGUUAUUUGAAAACAAAUUUAAUUUAAUAUCAAUACACAACUUUAUAUAACUUGAA